CCGUCGACCACGGCGGGGAGGACGUCGGUGCUCUUUGGCCUACACCACAACGUCGCCGUUGCAACUCUUUAUCACCCGUGCGCGGGAUCCCUUGCGUUCUUCUCCGUCUCGAGAAAGUUUCGAAGUUGGACUACCGCAGCACCCCACCACGACGAACCUCUCCGGCUGUAUUGGCAGCCACUGUCAACCCGACUGGGUGGGACCUGCACCUCCCAUGCUCCCCAGUGCUGUCCUUGGACAUCGGAUCCUCCAUGGCCGCUUUCAACAUGAACCCCGAAUCGACGACUACCACUGCGGUUCCCUCUCCAAUCAUCCCUGCCGUCGCCCUUCCCAAGCUUAGCCCAACUCACACUCUCGCUCCGCAGCUGGCGACUACGGAACCGUCGAUCCCUACACCGCCUCUGUCCCCAAGGCGAGACGACGAAUUCUAUUGCCAGGACGUCGUCUUCCUCGUAAGCUCUCGGCAGUGCUGUACCCAUUCUCCGAUCGCAAACGAGCGUUCUUUCCCAACGCAGGUCGGAGGCGUCCUCUUCAAGGUUCCCCGCCGCCCGUUUGAGCACGACUCUAAGGCGUUCUCGGACACUUUUGGAUUACCUCCUCUGAACAGCGCGUACGGCGUCGAAGGCUCGAACGACGACAAUCCCAUCAAGCUCGAAGGGGUGACGGAGGAGGAGUUCAGGCCUCUCCUUUGGGUCAUGUUCAGGGCUGGCUACGGCUCCGCGCGCAUCCUGACACAACCCCAAUGGACGUCCGUCCUCCGCCUUGCCACAAUGUGGAUCUUUGACGACAUCCGCGAACGCGCCAUCACUGAACUCUCCCGGCUCGUCACCUCCCCCGCCGCGCGCAUCGUCCUCGCGCGCAGGUACAACAUCCCCGGCUGGCUCGAGCCCGCGCUCACGACACUCGCGCAGCAGGAGCAGCCGCUGUCCGCGCAGGACCUGGAGGCGCUAGGGUGGGAGACUGCUGCAAAGCUCUUCCAGAUCAGGGAGAGCGUCACGUUUACGGGGACGUGCGUUUGUGGGUGCAACUACUGCACGGUCGCGCAUGGGCAUAUCGCGAACGCAACCGCGGGGCAUGCUCAUGGGCAUGGACAGCAGCUUCCGGCAGGUGCUAGGGCGGGAGCCGUGACGCUUGCUGCGCUGAGGAAGCAGGCGGACUUUUCGCAGAAAAUCCGCGUGGUGUUUGGGGCGGAUUUGUAUUAAGCGAUCGUUGUAUGUGCUGUUGCUUGGUAUGUUCCUGUUUGAUAUGUAUGUGAUGUACUUUGUAUGAGUAGUCGCGCUGCGCUCUCUCUCCGGUACCUGUUGUGUCUUUGCUGUAUUUGAUGCUCAUUGUAUUUGCAUUUUGUUACAUUCGCCG
Dichomitus squalens LYAD-421 SS1 is the source of this 1356-nucleotide messenger RNA. RefSeq lists its product as uncharacterized. The transcript has 3 exons. The coding region runs from base 252 to 1202 and encodes 316 amino acids. The record is from RefSeq and is a predicted model, not a curated record. Lineage: Eukaryota; Fungi; Basidiomycota; Agaricomycetes; Polyporales; Polyporaceae.